GGCGGCCAAGAGCCUGCGGAUCCAGGAGCAGGUGCAGCAGACCCUGGCCCGGAAGGGCCGGAGCUUCGUGGGCAACGGAAAUCUUCACCGAACCAGCAGUGUUCCUGAGUAUGUCUACAACUUACACUUGGUUGAAAAUGAUUUCGCUGGAGGGCGUUCCCCCAUUACUAAAACUUAUGACAUGCAAAAGGCUGGCACGGUCGCCUAUGAGAGCCGCUGGGGGAGAGGGCCGGCGCAGUACAGCUCGCAGAAGUCGGUGGAGGAGCGGACGUUCCGGUCCCGCCAGCCUCUCCGGAGGCUGGAGAUCUCCCCCGACAGCAGCCCCGAGAGGGUCCAUUACGCGCACAGCGAGUACCACUACAGCCAGCGAGGCCAGGCGGGGCACACGCUGCGGCGCCAAGAGAGCAGGCGGUCCACCCUCCUCGCGCCACCGCGGUACGCGCGCUCGGAAAUCGUGGGCUUCCAGCGGGGCGGGAGCCGGCAGCGCCACUAUGACACUUACCACAGGCAGUACCAGUACGCGGUGAACGACGCGGCCUUUGACGGCGUCCCUGUCAACCCCGCCCUGCUCACGUACCCGCGGCCGGGGACCAGUCACAGCAUGGGCAACCUGCUGGAAAAAGAGAACUACAUGAGUUCGGGGCCUGUGGCCGGGCAGGUCAGGCCCCUGGUGCCCUUGCAGCCAGUCAGCCAGAACCGGGCCGCCAGGGCCUCCUGGCACCAGAGCUCCUUCCACAGCACGUGCACGAUGCGGGAGGCCGGGCCCAGUGGCACUCUGGACGCCGGCGCCAGGAGGGCGCACAUGACUGUGGGCCAGGUGGCCGCGGGGGCAAGCGGGAAUCUGCUGGUGGAGAGGAACGCCUUCGCCGACAGCCAGCUCGGGAAUGCAGACAUGGAGAUGACUCUGGAGCGAGCAGUGAAUUUGCUUGAUGCGGACCACACGCCCCUGACCAGGAUUUCUGCUGCCGCUACUUUCAUACAGCAUGAGUGCUUCCAGAAAUCUGAAGCACGGAAAAGGGUUAAUCAGCUCCAUGGCAUCCCCAAGCUUCUGCAGCUCCUGAAAGUUCAGAAUGAAGACGUUCAGCGAGCUGUGUGUGGGGCCUUGAGAAAUCUGGUGUUUGAAGACAAUGACAACAAGUUGGAGGUGGCAGAACUAAAUGGAGUGCCUCGGCUGCUCCAGGUGCUGAAGCAAACCAGAGACUUGGAGACUAAAAAGCAAAUAACAGGUUUGCUGUGGAAUUUGUCCUCUAACGACAAACUCAAGAACCUCAUGAUAACAGAAGCCUUGCUUACCCUGACUGAGAAUAUCAUCAUCCCCUUUUCCGGGUGGCCUGAAGGAGACUACCCCAAAGCAAAUGGCCUGCUUGAUUUUGAUAUAUUUUACAAUGUCACCGGAUGCCUAAGAAACAUGAGUUCAGCUGGCCCCGACGGGAGGAAAGUGAUGAGAAGGUGUGAAGGCCUCAUUGACUCACUGGUCCACUAUGUCAGAGGAACCAUUGCAGAUUACCAGCCAGAUGACAAGGCCACAGAGAACUGUGUGUGCAUUCUUCACAACCUUUCCUACCAGCUGGAAGCAGAGCUCCCAGAGAAAUAUUCCCAGAGUAUCUAUAUUCAAAACCGGAAUAUCCAGACUGACAACAACAAGAGUAUUGGGUGUUUUGGCAGUCGUAGCAGGAAAGUAAAAGAGCAAUACCAGGACGUGCCAAUGCCAGAGGAAAAGAGCAACCCCAAGGGUGUGGAGUGGCUGUGGCACUCCAUUGUGAUAAGGAUGUAUUUGUCCUUGAUCGCCAAGAGUGUCCGAAACUACACACAGGAAGCAUCUCUAGGAGCGCUCCAGAAUCUCACCGCAGGAAGCGGACCAAUGCCGACGUCAGUGGCUCAGACCGUUGUCCAGAAGGAGAAUGGCCUUCAGCACACUCGGAAGAUGCUGCAUAUUGGUGACCCAAGUGUGAAAAAGACUGCCGUCUCCCUGCUGCGGAAUUUGUCUCGGAAUCUUUCUCUGCAGAAUGAAAUCGCCAAAGAAACACUACCUGACUUGAUUUCCAUAAUUCCUGACACAGUCCCAACAACUGACCUUCUCAUUGAAACUACGGCCUCUGCCUGUUACACCUUGAACAAUAUUAUUCAAAAUAGUUACCAGAAUGCACGGGACCUUCUGAAUACCGGGGGCCUGCAGAAAAUUAUGACCAUCAGUGCAGGCGACACCUAUGCCGCCAGCAAAGCCAGUAAAGCUGCUUCUGUCCUCCUGUAUUCCCUGUGGGCGCACACGGAGCUCCACAACGCCUACAAGAAGGCUCAGUUUAAGAAGACAGAUUUUGUCAACAGCCGGACUGCCAGAGCCUACCACUCCCUUAAAGACUGAACGAAAAUGGAACGGGACUUUCAGAGUAUCAGACUCACCAUUCUCAUCUCCAAAAAGCCCUCAAAGGAAAACACCUAUUUUUCUACUGCCCAGCCCAAGAAACCUCAAAAAGCAUGCCUUGUUUCUAAUCCUUUUCUAUUUCCAUGGUUCCCAGAACACAGAUAAGGAAAACAUAAUUUUAUUUGUCUUCCAGAAGACUUUUUGCAGUUUGGCUACCAGAAUCUGGCAACAGGCUCUACAUAUUUCACCCUCCACAAAUAGUGUCUUUCUUAUCAGAGGGAUAGUGGUUCCUGCCCUCUUGGAGCCAAAAUGCGAGUUUGAGUGGAAAGGACAUUAACAGAAUAAAUAAGAAGCAGUUGUCUUCGUAGGAUUUUUAAAAUUUGAUUUAGAUUUAUAUUCCUUUUCUCAUUUCCAUGUUUUGUCCCUCACAUGCACAUUGCCUCACCGUUGAGCCACGAGUGUAUCGUUCUGCAGUGUUAAAACAGAAUGAAAAUGACAAGAAAUAUUUACACUUAUCCAGGAGAAAGUGUAAUAGCAAAAUUGUGUGUUUUGUACUUGUUUUUAUCCCAUUGGGGUUUUUUUCCCCUCUGAUUUUUAAAUGAACUUAAGAAACUGAGGUUCUAGAGCAUGCCUGACUGUAAGAAAAAGAAAUUGACAGGAAGUCAUCACAGCAAGUUUAAAAAUCUUUCCCACAGAGAAGGCAACUAUGGUUAUGAAACUCCAUGUCCUUCCUAAACACUGAGCAAGUGGCAUUUUUGCUCAAGGAAUACUUUAUCUGUAGCAACAUCAUUAAGUGCAGAUUUCUUCUACACAGUGACAUUUGUGUAAUCAAUUUCCUGGCCUUUUCAACCAGGUAUAGGACUAGCAGAAGAAUGGAGUUUACUUUUCGGCUACAUGAGGAACCAAGGCCUUCUUGCAUGCGGUGGGCCAACCCAAGGCACUGAAAACACAGGUCAUUUUCAUGAAUUACAGUAUCAACCUGCCCAAGUUGGCUCCACAUUUAAAAAUAAACACAGAGCUACUAAAUCUCAUGUACUCUUCCUUAAGCCAUUAUUUUAAGUUAAGAAAACUCCAGAGAAAAACAGUGAAGAAAUGAUGUUAGGGAAAAAUGUGUCAAGGCCAGCCAGAAAUGAUCUGAGAAAUACGGAUGUUUAAAAGGUGAUAACGUCAUCUAUUGAAGUGAAUCAAUAAUAAGUGUUACUUUUAACUGGGCUAUGAUUAAAGCCAUUUAUAUAGAAGUCGUCUUUUCAAUUACAGUUAUUAUCUGGCCAUUUUUUUAAAAAGGAUAAUAAUGUUUGUCAUAAGAAAAUAAAAUGAGGAAAAAUCCUUCUCUUUUUGGCUAGAAAAGUCUAAUAGAAAAUAAAUUCCCAUGUCCUGUUUAAAUGUCUAUUUAAGUCUGUUAUAUUUGGAACUUAAAAUUUUUUUCCAUUGUAAAAGCUCAAUGCAAAUGACUUAGGUUACUAACAUAGGUCAGAAUGAAAUUAUUUAGAUACCAAUUUUUAAAACAACUGAAGAGAGAAUUUAUACCUCUUUUUCCAGGAUUCUGACAAUAAGCUUUGGGAUAUAUUUAUUCCUCCAGAAAAAAACUGAUGUAUGUUCAAGACAUUUCUGUGUUUUCAAGGCAUUAAUAAAACCUUCAGGAAUAUUAAAUGUACAAUGAGGGAGAAGGAACAUUGCCUGCAUCGUAUCUGUGCUUAUCUGAUUUGUGUAUCUUCGUAGAUGUGGUAUAAUGGACAUGACAUUAGAGGGUUUGAACUAGUAAACUUAAACUCCAAUAA
This is a messenger RNA of Tupaia belangeri chinensis (Chinese tree shrew), 4140 nucleotides long. It is a transcript of the gene PKP2, whose product is annotated as plakophilin 2. Gene Ontology annotation, molecular function: protein binding. Lineage: Eukaryota; Metazoa; Chordata; Mammalia; Scandentia; Tupaiidae. The record is from RefSeq and is a predicted model, not a curated record. Gene Ontology annotation, cellular component: cytoplasm; intercalated disc; nucleus. Gene Ontology annotation, biological process: intermediate filament bundle assembly; heart development; desmosome organization.